AUGUCUGCACCCGUCGAUGAUGGCUCUCGACCGCCAGUAAGCAACAGUGCCGGUGAAGCCCUUAUGCUUGGGGCGGCACCAUCCGUACACGAAAAAGACCUACCCCCAAUACCAGAGUCUGCUUCUACGGCAGCCCCUGCAGCACCACAGAGCAAUGGGUCAGCUCUCGUUCUACCUAGGAGCGGCCUGACCUCCGACCAGGUGUCCCCAGCAACAUCCCUCCCAGAUCGAGACCAAGGUGCACAAAACGAAGCAGAGGACUACCUCAACGCCGGACGGCCGCACGAAAGCUAUGCUACCACCGGCGUAGACGCCCUGGCGGCCUACGACAACAGCAUGGCAACCGCUUCGGGCACGCGUUCCAUUCGAGAGGCGGCCGAUAAGGGCCACGAGGGCGUUGUUGAUUCGCCGCCAAUAACGCCCGGCCCGAGACGUCGCCGCAGCGUCCAGUUCUCGCAGUCGAACGUCCUUAUUGACCCGCCAUCAGCUGCUGCAGGAUCCCAUCAGCGCCAAGGCUCAUGGGACCCAGCCAACCCGUCCCGUUCCAGACAGUUCAUGUCCCGUCUAAAGGCCCUGGCUGUGCAAGGCGGUCUUCCUGCAACCAAAACGCCCGGUUCCAGUAUACCAGACGGCGCACCGGUAUCAACAGCCAGCACGCCAGCAGGAGCCCGUGGAAGUCGACUGGCACAAAGCCUGAACGGAAACGACAGCGAAGCGGAAGCCGAUGCCGAUGCGGACGCCGAGGAAACGGCCGACGAAGGUACGGGCGAUAUCACUGGCACCCGACCCAGGAGGCGCAAAAGGCGAAUGUACAUCCGCUCACGACGGGGGUCGCACACGGCCGGUCCGUCAGCCGCACCUGCUUCUACGGGUGUCUCGACCGAGCCAAACUCCCCGCUCCCUGCGAACCGACAUCGCAAUAUGUUGAUGCAGCGGCGCGCAACAAUGCCCGACACAUCAGAGCCCCGCGGUGGGCUGUCUGAGGGCGAGGGUCGUGACCACCUCAACCGCCAGCAUGGGUGGCGCCGUGGCAGUUCAUGGGUAGGACGGAGUGAAGAACCUGAUGCUGGAAAUGGCGGCCCGUCUUCGGGUCGCGCCGUUGGCCACAUCCGUCGCAUGACUGUCUUUGGCGGUGGCGUUUCGGACGGCGACGCUAUGACGCCUCGUCGUGCAUUCUUCACUGGAGACCGGGCUACGACCUACGGUGCACAAAAGUGGCGGCAGGUCAAAAACACUCUGAAGCUUCUGAGGCAGAAAAAGGAAGACAGCUUCGACUACAUGAAAUCGGCUGAGCUGAUGGCGGAGCUGCGGGCGGGCGCCCCGGCUGCCCUGAUGCUUGCCAGUAUGAUCCAACGCGAUGAGCACGGCAACAAGCGGAUUCCUGUGCUCCUCGAGCAGGUCAAGCUGACCAUCCGGGAGAGCACCCCCGUCCAAGAUGGCGACAGCGAGCGCCACUGGCUAUUUACCAUCGAUCUUGAAUACGGCAGUGGCCCCAGUAGGAUGAGGUGGACCAUCAAGCGCACCAUUGGAGAGAUUCUUGAGCUCCAUUGGAAGUACAAAUUGACACGCAACGACAAGUACCUCCACACGCCUCAGACAGGUGGGCGCCCGAAGCAGCCUAGGUUCCCCAUCUCUGCGUUUCCCUAUGUUCGCGGUCUUCGCGGCGUCAAACUGGACGACGAAGACGAUGCUGCCAGUGUCCACAGCGAUGAAGGCGCACCAGAUGGCAACGGCACAGCCGGGGACGGUACUGCCGGCGAAGGCACGGCGACCGAGGCGGAAGGUCCUGGUGGUCGCGUGAACUAUCGUCGGAGGAAGUCCCGUAUCGCUGUGCUGGGUGGCAUCACGCGGCGUCAGUCCGCGCAGGUCAAUCCUGACGGCACGCCAGUGGCUGGCGAUCUUCUCGAUGAGGCGGCCGCACGACGCAAAUACGUUGAACGCCAGCAGCGGAUGCUGCAAAAAUAUCUGAACGAAAUGGUGCACUGGCUUAUCUUCCGCGCCGACAGUAACCGUCUCUGCCGGUUCCUCGAGCUCUCUGCGCUGGGCGUGCGUCUUGCUGCGGAAGGCAGCUACCAUGGCAAAGAAUGUUUCCUGCACAUCCAGUCGUCCAAGGGCCUUGAUUUCCGCCGCGUCCUGACGCCUGGGAAAGUCAUUGAACGCCACAGCCGCAAAUGGUUCCUUGUCCGCCAGAGCUAUAUUGUUUGUGUCGAAUCGCCCGAGAACAUGAAUAUCUACGACGUAUACCUCAUCGAUCCCAAGUUCCUCAUUAUUUCCAAGACCAAGCGCAAGCAGCAGCAGCUCGCCAACGGAAAGAGUUCCGUCACUGCCGCAGAACUGGAGAUGUCUACCAGCAAGAACCGCCUGAAGCAUCACACACUCACCCUCCUGACCUCAGAACGCAAGGUCAAACUAUGGGCCCGUAACCAGCACCUCAUCGGUCAGUUCGAGGAAUCCAUCGUGGACAUGCUCAAGCAGACCCCUUGGCAUCGCCGAAAUCGCUUCGACAGCUUUGCCCCUGUCCGCACGGGCGUGUUCGCCCAGUGGCUCGUCGACGGCCGUGAUUACAUGUGGAACGUGUCCCGCGCCAUUGCCAUGGCGAAAGACGUCAUCUACAUUCACGACUGGUGGCUCAGCCCGGAGUUGUAUAUGCGCCGACCUGCCUGCAUCAGCCAGAAGUGGCGCCUCGAUCGUCUCCUACAACGCAAAGCCGCCGAGGGCGUCAAGAUCUUUGUCAUCAUCUACCGCAACGUCGAGGCUGCCAUCCCCAUUGAUUCCGAAUACACCAAAUUCUCACUCCUGAAUCUGCACCCCAACAUAUUUGUGCAGCGGUCGCCCAACCAGUUCAAAAAGAACCAAUUCUUUUUUGCUCAUCACGAAAAGAUUUGCGUCGUGGACCACGAUGUGGCGUUCGUUGGCGGCAUUGAUCUCUGCUUCGGCCGCUGGGACAGCCCGCAGCACAGCCUUGUGGAUGACAAGCCCACCGGCUUCGAGAUGGACGAGCAGCCCCGCGAUGCCGACCACACACAGCUGUGGCCCGGCAAAGACUACUCAAACCCGCGUGUCCAGGACUUCUUCAGUCUCCGCGAACCGUACAAGGAGAUGUACGACCGCACCAAGGUGCCCCGAAUGCCUUGGCAUGAUGUGGGCAUGCAGAUUGUCGGUCAACCUGCGCGCGAUCUGACUCGACACUUUGUCCAGCGCUGGAAUUACGUUCGCCGCGGUCGGAAGCCGACACGUCCAACACCGUUUCUGCUACCGCCCCCUGACUAUCGGAAAGCGGACCUGGAAAACCUGGGCCUGUCCGGCACGUGCGAGGUUCAGAUCCUUCGAUCUGCAUCGGCCUGGUCGCUCGGCAUCACCGAUGUCGAGUGCAGCAUCCAGACGGCCUAUAUCAGUAUGAUUGAGGAAUCCGAGCACUUUGUGUACAUUGAAAACCAAUUUUUCAUCACGAGCACAGAGACACUCAAUGUUAAGAUUGUCAACCGUAUUGGCGAUGCCCUGGUGGAGCGUAUCAUCCGGGCCAACCACGACGACGAAGAUUGGAAGUGCGUCAUUAUCAUUCCUCUGAUGCCUGGUUUCCAAAACUCCGUCGCCGACCAGGAGGGCACCAGUGUCCGGCUGAUUCUCCAGUGCCAGUACCGAAGCAUCUGCCGUGGCGAGAACUCCAUCUUUGGUCGACUUCGUGCUGCAGGCAUCGAGCCUGAGGACUACAUCCAGUUCUUCAGCUUGCGGCAAUGGGGCAAGAUCAACAACAAGACGGUCCUCACGACCGAGCAGCUGUAUAUCCAUGCCAAAACCAUCAUUGUGGAUGACCGUGUGGCCCUGAUUGGCUCGGCCAACAUCAACGAACGGUCCAUGCUGGGUGACCGCGACUCGGAGGUAGCGGCCGUUGUUCGCGAUCGCGACAUGAUAUCGUCAACGAUGGCCGGAAAGCCCUACCGUGUAGGCCGGUUCGCGCACACUUUACGUCUCCGCCUCAUGCAAGAGCAUCUUGGUCUUGACACGGACGAGAUUAUGGAGGACACGCGCCGCGAAGCCGAAUUUGAGGCAGAGAUGGACCAGAUCUACAGCGAUGCUGGCGAGACGGAUGGAGGCCACGACGACGACGACAACUCCACAAUCCGGUCGGAUAUCUCUCCAGACGGCGUAGCGUCCCCGUCCCAGGCACGAGCUGAUCGCCUUCGCUCUUCUGGCGAGGUUGGAGCCGAUGUGAAUGGCGUCCCCGGCCCCAGCGCGACGCCUCCCUACUCCAGGCUGCAGCGCGUCAACAGCUUCAACCACAACGUUGACUUGGAUGCCUUCCCAUCUGAGGAAGCGUCGUCCAUAAAGUCCAGACGGGCGUCCUUAGCAAUGCCCACGUUGAACAAGGAAGGCCACAUCGAGCACCCGCCUGACAGCGAGAUGCAGGCACUGGAUGUGUACGGCCAUGGCGAGGACCACUGGACGGCGGCUAGGAAGAAGGGCAUCGACCGGCUGCGGGAUUCAACCGUUGUUGAUGAUCAUGAAUUCCUCGUCAACGGCUCUUUUGACGAGGGCGCAAGAGACGAGGAGACAUUCCUUUCCCGGCCUGUUGAUGGUAUACCUCACCACACGGCGUCCCGGAGUAGCGCUGCUAAAGACCGCGAACGCGACGGCGCCCCGCACGCUUCGACUGCAUCGAUCCCUAACACAGCCAGUACUGGCAAUCAAGAUGUGCUGCCGCCUGUGCCAACCGAACAGGCAGCCAUACAGGAACAGACUCGAUAUGAAGCUGCCGGCGUGCUGCCGCCGCUGCCUGUGACUGACGAUACCGACAUUGGCGGUCCCCCAAACUACCCAGUCAAUCCUUUGGCAGCCGACAUUCAUCUUGCCCGCAUCACGCGGGAUUGCAUGCGCGAUCCUCUGGACCCGGCUUUUAUCGAUGAUGUGUGGAACCGCGCCGCGGAGAACAACACCAAGAUCUACCGACGUGUGUUCCGAUGCCUUCCGGACUCCGAAGUGACCAACUGGCACGAGUUUCAGGAAUUCGUUACCUACGGUACUCGGUUCCAGGAAAGCAUGGAAGUCCGUAAGAAGGGCGACGAUAACGAACGGACCGAGUCGGGCAACAAGGGCCACGAUCACGCCCGGCACGCGGCAGGUGGUGGUGCCGGCAUUAGCGUUCCUACACCGAGCGCCCUAGACGCCAUUGCCAGCGUCGGCGAAAAGGUCGCCAGCGCGAUGUUGCACAAUCAGACAAUCCACCUCGACAACAAGAAGAGUGGCAGCAGCGGCGGGCAAAACAGCACGGAGCGGCCAGCGACCAAGGACAGCUUCCCGUCGGAGACGGACAUGGGCCCGGGUGACCCCGGUGAGGUGUCCAACAAGGCGGAGAUGGAGAAGGCGGCCGCAGCCGAUAACGCGCUGAAGCGACGUCCGUCGUCUGUGUCGGGAUGGCAGCACGGAUCGGUCCUGCCCGACACCACAUCGCCGCUUUUCGGUAGCACUACGGAUGUCAUGGACGCCAUGGCGAACCAUACUGGCGAGACGAUGGGUGAGAAGACGGGCGUCGGCGCCGCAGGGGUUGCAGGAGCAGCGCCUGCUGGUGUAGCAGACGCAGCAGCAGCAGCAGCAGCGCCGUCCAAAGGCAAGGGCCGUCGCACGACGUUCUCGGAGCAGGAGAAGCAGCCGCGGCUGCCGGAGAAGGACGGCGGCAUUAACAACGCCGACGCCAACAGCACGGGCAACGGCAACACCACUAAUAACGGGUUGUCGAACUUGACAGCAACGGCGACGGGAGCCACGGCGGCCACGGCGGCCACGGGCAACGGGACCAAUUCUGGAUCGGUCAAGCGUCGCAAGCGCGCGACGACACGAAGCAGCCGACGCGGCUACCAAGGCGGCACGGACGAGGUACUGUCCAAGGCGGACGCCGAGGACCUGCUCAACAUGAUGCAGGGCCACCUGGUGCAGUUCCCAUACGACUGGCUUAUUGUGGAGGAGAACAACGGCAACUGGAUGUACCAGGUGGACCAAGUUGCGCCGCUGCAAAUUUAG
Sporothrix schenckii 1099-18 is the source of this 6015-nucleotide messenger RNA. RefSeq names its product phospholipase D. The transcript has a single exon. Gene Ontology annotation, biological process: cell motility. The record is from RefSeq and is a predicted model, not a curated record. NCBI's taxonomy places the organism in Eukaryota, Fungi, Ascomycota, Sordariomycetes, Ophiostomatales, Ophiostomataceae. Bases 1 to 6015 code for a protein of 2004 amino acids. Gene Ontology annotation, molecular function: catalytic activity.